Molecule: messenger RNA, 5177 nt
Organism: Tachysurus vachellii
Lineage: Eukaryota; Metazoa; Chordata; Actinopteri; Siluriformes; Bagridae
Gene: minar1
Product: membrane integral NOTCH2 associated receptor 1
Exons: 4
Coding region: 296-2983 (895 amino acids)
Biological process (GO): negative regulation of TOR signaling; negative regulation of cell population proliferation
Cellular component (GO): plasma membrane
Source: RefSeq, a predicted model, not a curated record
GACUUUUCCCACGUUUCUGAGCCGUUUGGCGUUCCAUACUCCGCCGCAAACCCGGGACUGUAGAGACAACAAAGCCCAAGCGAGCGAGUCUGCAAACGGAGCACAGGCAUGGGAACGAUAUCACAGCUCUCAUCCUCUACUUCAUUCCACAUGCAUGCACAACCAUGAAGGAAACGGCGACCGAAAUGCAUCCGGAUACUAAGCAAUCAUUUUUUUCCAUGCACAUGACUGCAGAUGGGAUUGUGCAAUAGGUUAUCAUCUCUUCUCUAAGAUAAGACUAACAUCAACCACCAUAAUGGACGCAGUGCCCGAAUACUCUAUUUUUCUUGUGAGGAUUUUGGAGGAACUAGACACCAAGUAUAGCACUGUAUCCUAUCAGGAUCUGUGUAAGUCUCUGUGUGCUCGUUUUGACCUGGUUCAUCUGGCAAAACUGAGAAGCUUAUUAUUUUACACAGCAUGUUUGGAUCCUAGUUUUCCUGCUACCUUAUUUAAGGACAAAAUGAGGUGUUCAGUAGAAGAUCAGCAGUCUAAGAAGCUUAUGGUUGCUGCAGACAUUGUGACCAUGUUCAACCUCAUCCAGAUGAAUGGUGGGAUGGCCAAAGACAAGCUACCGGUUAGCCAGAAACCUAAGUUUCAUAAAAACCAAUCCUUUGAGUCUUGCAGGUCUGAUACAGAUGUGUACAAAUACAACGAGUGUGAAAGUGUGUAUGGUCACAUAGACAGAAGGGGUCAUCGUGCUUCUCGGAACUCACCCUGCCCCAAAUCUGAGUGCAACAGCUGUCAGCCUUUUAUACCAUCUUCAGAGCCCAAUUUUCUCCUGGGAGUCAACAAGGAUCUUAAAUGUAGAGCAGCUUCACUGGAUAAGCUGCAGCAUCUGCCUCAGUAUGCCAGUUCCAGUCCUCCUCCGUGUGAGAUGCAGAGCACCUACUUCCCCAUGGAGAUCGACAGCGAGUCCACAACCGACCACGACUCGCUGCACAUCAACCCGGGUGGUAAGGAAAUUUUUCUGCCUAACUCUGAGACUUUUGGUGUGCACUCUUGUGUGCAAAAGCGGAACAUUUUUAAGGAGGACUUUCACAACCUUGUUGCCUUUUCGCCUCAUGUGAUCACUUCUGAAUCUAAAGCCAGUGCCAGAGACAGUGGAGAUUACCACAGGAGGGAAUUGCACAAGCCUCCAACUUUCUUUAAUCACAGCUUUGAGCUGCCAUAUAGCAACCCCUAUUUCGAACCGGUCAACUCACCUAUACAAAGCAAAGGGCGAGUGAAGCACGAGAGUCUAGACGACUUGCAGGCAUCCACAUAUUUUGGUCCAACGACGGUCACCGAGUGUGUGAACAUCAAGAGGACUUCGGGGAGACAGAGCAGGCAGCCUGCCUGGCCUGUCAAAAGCUUAAGCCUGAACGCAGAUGAGGGCUCUGAAUUCGAGAGAUCCUUUUUAAACCAUAAGGUGCCAGUAGACAAUCACCGCCAUACUAGCAUGAUGGAAAACGAACAGCACUUUCAGUGUGCCAAAGAGAAGCCCACAGCCUCUCCGUCAGGCUUCUCCAAGAAGUCCAGCGGACAAAAGAUCAAAGAAAUGGCUUCUGUUGGUUGUGGUCCGAGUUCUGAAAAGAGAGAAGGAGGAAAGAGAUAUAAAGACAAGAGCAUCAACUGUCCAUCGCUCCAGACUGCUAACAUUGACAAUGGUCUUAGUGUAGGGACUCAGACUGACCAGUCAGAACAGAGGAAACGGAAAGAUUACAGCAUGCACAAGUACGGGGAGAGACCACCUUUUAAACACACAGCCGAGGAGCCUGAGAUCGUAAGUGAUGACAUUAGUGACAUAUUUCGCUUUCUGGACGACAUGAGCAUAUGCGACUCUAUUGGGAUACCGCAGUCAUCUUGUUACAACAGUAAUGGCUCGCUCUCUCAGGUGACAAAGUCAGAUGGUGAUAGCUCACCUGAAAGAAACACGAUCAAACUAGGCAAGUCUGCCAGCAAACUUGAUAAUUUAUUCCACUCCCUGGAGAACACUGACGAUGAGCUCAAAGCAAGCGUAUGCAAACUGGUCCUCAGGAUUGGUGAAAUCGAGAAGAAGCUUGAAUCACUCUCAGGAGUGCGUGGCGAGAUCUCACAGGUUCUGUCCAAGCUCACCAAGCUGGAUGAGAAGAUCCAAGAGCCAGAAGCAAAUGGGAAGUCUAGUGAAGGUGGCAUGGCACAGAUUCAGACGGAUAUAAACCUUUCGCCACACAUGUUCCAGUGCCACACUACAGGUCACACAGUCAAAGUGGACACUAACAAAGACUGGUGCUGCUCGGAUGCUAGUGGAAGUGAAAGCCUGAGGGUGAAGGCACUAAAGAAGAGCAUGUUUACUCGCAGGUCCUCCAGGUCACUGAAUGAGGAAAACAGUGCUACAGAGUCCAAAGUGGCCAGCAUUACCAAUUCUCCUCGAGACUGGAGAACAGUCUCUUAUUCAAGCCAUCCAGGAGAAGAUGUAAAAGAGAAGGACAGGCAUGGGGAAGGCAAGGACAGACAUAGGAAAUCCAAAGAGGCAGAUCGGCAGUAUGACCCCCACCAGGCACACCGGUCAUCCAAGGUUCCAAAGGACUCAUACAUGGUGGAGCAAGUUUUCAGCCCCCAUCAUUACCCCCCCUCUGUCAAGUCGCAUGUGAAGGGAAGCCCUUUGUACACGGACUUGCGAUUGACUGGUCUGAAUGACAGCAAACGUCCACAACCCUCCUGGACCAUAGAGGAAUUCAAACGCAACUCAGGAGACAAGAACAAACUCAGUGUGCUGGACCUACAGACCCAGGAGUCACUCAACCCCAAUAAUCUGGAGUACUGGAUGGAGGACAUCUACACACCAGGCUAUGAUUCACUGCUCAAGCGCAAAGAGGCAGAGUUUCGGAGGGCUAAGGUUUGCAAGAUUGGUGCUCUGAUCGCUGCAGCGGCCUGCACUGUGAUAUUGGUCAUCGUUGUGCCCAUUUGCACUAUGAAGUCUUGAGGUCUUCUUCUAUGUUGUCAAUAAACAAAAGACAUCUUGUUUUGCUGAUGUAGGGUUCAUUUUGGUGCCUAGAUGACGCCUUAUUGUGAAUUUGAUAGAACUUUUAAUGGCUGACAUCCAUUCAGAAAACUUGUAUGCUCAGUUUUUGGCAUAAUCCAGGAACUGGUUUUAAAGACUAACCUACAAAUACAAUACUUUACUGGGGAUUAACAUAUGAUGUUUGUCCUUUUUAUUUCUAGUAGAACAAUUAUUUGUUAUCAUAGACUUUUAUGGAACAUAGAUAAUGUUCUCUUAUUUUAUAGCUAGUAUUUAACAUACUAAAUUAAGAUAUUUCAAUUCUGAGAUCUUUAUGUUGUUGCAAUAGACACUACAAGGAAGGACGUGUAGUAUUUUUUUAUUUUACUAUGAUUCUAUGAGAAUUAUUUUUCAAUGAAUUUGCAGACAGAAUGUGAUGCUGUACAGCUAGGUUUAUCUUUUUUGACAAAUCAGGAAUGUUUUAUUGGGUUUGUGCAAUUUCUUUUUGUCAGUGACAAUUUAAACAUGAUAGUUAUCUAGAUUACUAUUCGAGAAGACCAUUUCAGAAGUGAAUGUAUGAAAGGCCAUUGUAUGUAUUAAUUGUAUAAGGAUUCUAAAAUGAUUCCUCUCUGGAUGUUUACUUGUUAUUUACCUAGUACUCGGAACACAUCAUUCGAAUUUAAUUCAGCAAUCAACUGGAUACUGGAACAAAGUAUCUUCGUCUUUUUGUUUCAUGAUCGUGAUUUACUUGAAACUCUUCUUUACUGUCUAAACAGCUUAUUUGUGUUACUUUUGAAUUUGGACUAUAUACAAAAUAGCUUAUAAUAGGUCCUAUAAUAUAUAGGUCUGGCCCAAAUGGUAUGAUUCAUAUAUUAGUGUUUGUAUGCUGUCUUCCCCUUCUAAACAGAUGUCCUCUAAUACACUUGCAAGGGCACCAUUAUGUUUUUGCAUUGCAGUGCAUUGUUAUUGGCAUUUUGACAUCUUUCUAAUUUAGCUCUAUUCUUCGAAGCUCUCCUUUGAGUCAAGGGUAAAAGUCAGCAUCCAAAUUAAUCCCAAUAUGAAGGCAGCAUUGCUAAAAAUUUGAAGGAUAUGUCCUAAGUGCUAAAAUGUCUAGAAUCCCUUUCAAACAGUGGUCCUGAAAGUCAUUGGUUUCAAUUUGUCAUAAGUCGUACUCUCCGUGGUUAUAAGAUUCACAUAACAAAUUGCGUAUAUCACUCUUUUGUUACGGAGAAUUGGCAAUGAGCAGCAAGUUCAUUAACCAUGAACUGAUUAUGUAAUGAAAUCAAGUGUAAAAUUAUGUGUAGGUUACAUGGAACAUAUCUAUGCCAUCUUAAAGGCUUAUCUCUACCACUAAUUAGCAGCCUACCUAAUUAACUAGCUGCUUAGGAUAGAUAGACUGCAAUAGCACAAAGUGUUGACCUCUUUUCUUGCAACUCAUCUCUCAAGCCAUAUUUUUGACCUGUUAGAAUGAAAUUACAAUAAUAACUCUUCAUGAAAACUAGCAUUUAGGAGGUGUUCUAUGUCUUUGCUGGGAUGUAGCAGAGUGCAUUCAUUACUCUUCAUAGAGGCCUUAGGACCACUGAAUGCAAACUACAUAUUACUUUAAAAUUCACUAACCGAUCCAAAUCAAGCUUGGACAUUUUAGUUUGAAAUGAAUAAAUGUGUGAUUGUCACAACAUUGCCAUAAAACAACAACAAUAACAACAACAUACUGCUGCUGAGAUGAAAAAUACAGAAUUGUUUUGCUAUGCUCAUUCAUGUCUGCUUUGUAACAUAUAUAGAGAGACAUGUUUUAUAUUUCUCUCAUAAAUGUAACUAGACAUAUGGGAAUUUAACCCUACUUUUUGUGAAAUCACUGGCACAUGGCCAACAGUUUUUGAUUUUCUUUCUUUUGAUUGUCACUUGAAUAUGUCAUACACAGACACCUUGAUUAAAGGUUUGGUUCAGCGAAAGGUUAAUUUGCACAAUUUACCCCUCAUCCCAAAUGUAGUUGAUCGGCAUAGACAUUUUCCGUUUCUGGUCCGACAAAUUUUCAAUAAAUACAUGCUAAUUCUUUGUCUGGUAAAAUGGUUGGUAUAAUCCAGAUGUAAAAAUGAUACUACAAUCCACCCAACAUGCAGCUUUUCUUUAUAGUACCACCUAAAGAAGUUAAAGAGCUGUUCAGGAUGGCUGCAUAACA